GAACAAUCAAUCGGAAGCAAUCAUUUAUCCCAUCCAUCCAUCCAUCAUGCUGUUGAAAUGCACUUGGCUAAUGCUGUUGCUGUUGUCGCUGUGCGCCGGUGCCUGGGCCAGCAGCUGUCCCUCGGGCUUCAGCGCCGAGAGUGAUCGUUGUGUCAAGGAGCGACCCAUCCAUGGCACCUGUCCGCCCGGCUCCACUUUCAUGCUGAACAUCAACAAGUGUGUGCACGCUUAAGGCUGGAAUUUAAACAAUUGUCUUUAAUGAA
Drosophila guanche is the source of this 263-nucleotide messenger RNA. RefSeq lists its product as uncharacterized. Lineage: Eukaryota; Metazoa; Arthropoda; Insecta; Diptera; Drosophilidae. The transcript has a single exon. The coding region runs from base 47 to 232 and encodes 61 amino acids. The record is from RefSeq and is a predicted model, not a curated record.